ACCUGGUCGCCCCCCCACCCCCUCUCUUACAGCCAUUCAUUCAUCAAUGCUGUUCGGCGGAGGUGGAAAUUUCGUGCGCGCGACUAAAAACAAAAGAAAAUAAAAUAAAAGAAAAGAUAGCUGAGCAGCCAGAGAUAAGAAAACAAAGAUUUCGCGAAUCUGCGAUAAACAAAAACAAAGCAAACAAAUGGGGAAAAAAGCAACAAAAAUGUCGAAACAAAAUUGCAAACGCUCUGCACUGCAAGCCGCAAACAAACAUGCAGAAAAUGCAUCUCAAAGAUACAGGAUACAGUGCAGCAUAAUUACAUUUUUCAAUAAAAAAAAACCUAAAUAUAAAUAUAAAUUUUAAUCUUUAAUCUUUAGUUUAAUUAUCUUGAUGGAAUGUGAUAUCAGAAUCUGAAGAUACUCAAUCUCAAAAAUCUCAGAGCCCAAUCUCAGAGCCCUGAAAGCCCACUGUAGCCCCCGAAUCUUACGUGUGAAAUGAUACUAAACCGUCUAAACGAAUUCUGUUGAUAUUGCAGUAGCCAGUAGCCAAAAUAAGAAAAAAAAAAUUAAAUCAAAUAGCAAGAGAUGUGGCGAAAAGUGAAACGGAACCCCGCCAGGGUCGAAUUCUAUUAGAGACCCCCGCCAACAAGCCAAUCCGAACCGCAUUGAGGAGGCCGCAACCGGGGCCAGACAGCAUUCCGAGCAUCUCACCAUGACAGAAGCCAUCCCUGCAUCCGUCUCCGCCGGCUCUUCAGCUCCUCCUGCUAAGUGGGGCACCGUCACAAGACAGACGCCCCAAAAAUAGAACCCAGUGCGAAAAGUGGAGGAGCAGGGGGCGCGUUGCCAAAAAGGAAUAGCAGGAGGAGGGUGAAGCUAUGUGGCACGGUACCGUUUUGCAAAUGCCGCCGGCUCCGUCAUCAUCGCAAUCCGGCCUGGUGCUGGGCGUCGGCUGUGACCAGCUGAUGGCAGUGCCGCCAGUCUGCUCGGGAGGUGCCUCUUCCAAAAAGCCGUCUCAGGCCGUCGAUUGGGAGAAACAGCCAGAGGCGGUGGCGGUGGCUCCCUCACCCACCUCCCUCAAGUGGCUGCCGCCCUUUUUCAUUGUCCUCGUUUCAAUCUUGGAGAUUGCUGUUUUUGUGUGCGUCUCUGCUGAUCCUCCCGAGGAGUCCCUGCUCGUCUACCGACCUGACCAGCGCCUCCAGCUGUGGCGUUUCUUCAGCUAUGCCCUGCUACAUGCCAGCUGGCUGCACUUGGCCUUCAAUGUGCUCACCCAGCUGCUCUUCGGCCUGCCCCUGGAAUCGGUGCACGGAUCGAUACGAACCGGAGUGAUCUAUAUGGCCGGGGUUCUGGCUGGAUCUCUGGGCACUUCGGUGGUGGAUUCAGAGGUGUACUUGGUGGGGGCCAGUGGUGGGGUCUACGCUCUCCUUGCUGCCCAGUUGGCUAGUGUACUCCUCAAUUUCGGACACAUGCGGAACGGAGUGGUCCAGCUCAUGGCUGUGAUUGUGUUUGUCUUCUGCGAUCUGGGCUAUGCCUUGUACUCCCGGGAGCCGAAGCCCCUUGGACUGCCCCAUCAGACACGCCCCUCUGUCUCCUACAUCGCCCACAUGACCGGGGCUCUGGCCGGGAUCAGUGUGGGCCUGUUGCUGCUCCGCCAACUGGACGGGGGCCUGCGACCCCGACCCCUUCGCUGGUUGGCCCUGGGCGUUUGGUGUUUGUUUAGCACCUUUGGCAUAGCCUUCAACCUGGUCAACACGGUAACAGCUCAGCUCCUAGCCGAGGAGGAGGGCCAGGUCAUACGCCAGCAUCUGAUGCACGACCUGGGAAUGGGAUGAUCUAGGAUUCCAAAGACUGUGUCCCGCUCCAACAUAUCAUUCUCCUAAUGCUUUAGUCUAGUCACUAGCCAGUAAGUCGGACUCUCGCCCAGGACAGUGUGCUCAAAAGGGUAUCAAGUAUCCGUCGGAUAUCCUGGGAUCGCUCAAAGAAUCGUAGCUCAUAGCUCAUAAGCUCCAACAAACAUGUAUCUUAUGCCAAUGCCAAAGGAGUGUAGAGAGGAAGUUUGCUCAAAGGCCUUUCAAGAACUGAGCCUGUCUCACAUCAAAGACUUAGAAUCGGGUUUGGCUAGCUAUCUGAGGGGCUGGGGCUUUCCCAGCUCCAAGUCCAGCUCCAUCAAGUUGCCUACUUAGUUUUAAUGCCAAACCAGAGCUUAAAAGACAAACUAACAUAUUAUGUAACCAAAAUAAAAUAAAAGAAUAC
Messenger RNA from Drosophila ananassae, 2235 nucleotides. Its product is annotated as protein rhomboid. Gene Ontology annotation, cellular component: membrane. The record is from RefSeq and is a predicted model, not a curated record. Gene Ontology annotation, molecular function: serine-type endopeptidase activity. Lineage: Eukaryota; Metazoa; Arthropoda; Insecta; Diptera; Drosophilidae. Bases 861 to 1814 code for a protein of 317 amino acids. The transcript is spliced from 4 exons.